AAAUCUUCCGACUCACUCCAAGGCCGUGUUGUUGGCGAAGAAUCAAGAUAAAACAUUGUCAGCAUCUUUUCCAGGUAACGCUUUAUGUCGUUCUGUCGUGACUUGCCGGCUGACGAAAGCACGCUUAUAUAAGUAUUCUGACUGAGAUCGUUCUCAUAUCACGGAGUGGUGAGAAACUUCGGGCAGCCGACAUAGCCAAAAGAGGAAGAAUGGAUGAAGACGACUCCUCAGGACUUUGGGGUCUGACGACACAAGUGGCACACACGCUUAAAGAGGCGGCCGCUACGGCAAACGUCACUUACGUCUUUCUCAAAGAACUCAUCACCACCGAGGAAGAGUGUCUUCGGGCAGAUUUUCACAUCCCAGAAGGGGAGUACUGUAACAGUACUUGGGACCGGAUAUACUGCUGGCCGCAUGUGUCCUCCGGUACUACCAUCUACUUACCCUGCCCACGGGGAUUUGACGGGUCGAAGUUGCUGGCGUACCGUACCUGUGACCUGACCGGGCAGUGGCAGUGGGGCCCGUGGACUAACUACACCGCCUGCCUGGCGCACAAACUGCCUGUUGGUGGCCACAUGGAGCCAAUCAUGACGUUUGUUGUUCGCGACAUCUACUUCUACGGAUCCUGUCUGUCUCUCGCCUUCCUAUUGGCCACCGUCUUCAUCUACUACUACCUAAAGCGACUAUCGAGUAGUGGGCGGAUCACCAUCCACAAGAACUUGGCGAUAUCCUUCCUCCUGUACUACAUUUUCUCCGUGGUGUUGUUCGAACCUUAUAUCAGUACGCCGGAAAACUUAGAAGACUCUUACCGACAAGUGCCUGGCCUGUGUAAGUUCCUGGUUGGCGCACAGCGGUAUUUCUUCACCACGAACGUGUUCUGGAUGUUUGUGGAGGGGAUCCACCUGCACAAGAGGAUCGCCGUGGCCGUGUUCAGCGCCGAGGCUAACAUGCUACUCUACAGCGCCAUCGGCUGGGGUAUCCCGUCACUCCUCGUGAUAGCGUGGUCCGUCGUCAUGGUGAUGUUCCACGCGCAUGCGUGUUGGGACCAGUAUAACAAGCUGCCUUACAUCUGGAUUCUGUCCGGCCCCAUAUACCUGGUGCUUUCGGUGAACCUGGGUUUCCUGAUCAACAUCAUCAGGAUCCUGGUGCAGAAACUGAAGGAGAAACAAACAGUUGAGAGCCAACAAGUCACGAAAGCGGCGAAGGCCACUCUGAUCCUCUUCCCUCUGCUGGGGGUGCCGCACCUGCUGUUACUGCACGAUCUGGCAGAGGGCGGUGCUGCACAGUGGAUCUAUCAGAUCUUCAACGCCGUCAUGCAGGCCAUGCAAGGUGUCUUCAUUGCAGUGAUCUACUGUUUCUUUGACUUGGAAGUUCAGCGUGAGUUCCGCCGGAUCAUCAGCCGCUGGUCCCGGCGCCGCUCCAGCACCCUGAGGAGGACGUCAUCAAGCGCACUGACCCGCCAAUCACAUCGCCCCCUAGCGGUGGACAGGUCCUUUGACAGGUCUCUGAGCAACACCGGGUCGUUCCGGAUGCACUCCAUGCGGCGUGGUGUGGACAGCGGCUAUGCCCGCAGCACUUCUGACGACUUGUACCCGCGACAGAGCCUCUACACUGUGGGACAACGUGUGGAAGUACCCAAUGACUUGCGACCAAUCAGCGCUGACGUAUGCUGAGGUACUUAAGUACAAGUGACCAAUCAGAGGAGGCAUGUGAUAAUAUGAGAUUCGGAAGUUGCCAAUCUGCAAUCAAAAAUCAAAAGUGCUUUAAAUCAGGCACUUGGCAUUGAGGUACUGGUUUUGAAAUAGCCAGUCAAAUGUGAUUUCGCUGAACACGUGCAUUAGCAUUAGCCUAUCAGAUGCUUGAUAAGUAAUUACCGAGACAUAUCCAAUUGAGAAUCUGGAAAACCAGGCGUUUGCAUCCGAGGUGACGUCAUACUCACAGUGACGUACUAAAGAAAAAGUAUUUCCAAACGGGUAAACAACCAAUCAUAGGUAAUUUUCUGAUCGCAUUCGAAAAGGACCAAAGAGAUAAUGUAUUUUCGGAGACGUUUUGAAGGCCUACCUCGAGGUCAAUAUUUAGGUAAGAUAGAUUGAAUGGCUAGACUUUCCAUUGCCGAGUUGCUGCAGGCAGAUCAGUCUACUUGUUAUUAUAGAUACUAGAUACAACUUUACCCAUAGAAAUGUAAACAGUUGGGGUUUUGUGUAAAAAGUAUAUCAGUAUUCUAGAUGUACCAUGAUCAAAAUUUGUCUUAGCUAUAGGAUUUCUUUACUUUUAGGUCGCUCAUGUUUCAAACACCAAUGGCACUUUGAUCACUUCACCAUACAUAUAC
This is a messenger RNA of Branchiostoma floridae (Florida lancelet), 2329 nucleotides long. RefSeq names its product corticotropin-releasing factor receptor 2-like. Gene Ontology annotation, biological process: adenylate cyclase-modulating G protein-coupled receptor signaling pathway; cell surface receptor signaling pathway. The coding region runs from base 210 to 1673 and encodes 487 amino acids. Gene Ontology annotation, cellular component: plasma membrane. Lineage: Eukaryota; Metazoa; Chordata; Leptocardii; Amphioxiformes; Branchiostomatidae. Gene Ontology annotation, molecular function: G protein-coupled peptide receptor activity. The transcript has 14 exons. The record is from RefSeq and is a predicted model, not a curated record.